AUGUGGAGAAUUUUGUUCAUAUUUGCAUUUAUUGCUGCUUGUGAAAGCUGCAGAGUUAUUGAGCAAAAAGCAAAUGGAAUUGAAGUACCUCGAUCGAUGCACACAUCACAAGUUCUUUUAGAAAUUUUUGUAACCUAUGAUCAAAAAUAUUUGGCUUCUGGUGUUCUUAUCAGCCCUGACUUUGUACUGUCCACAUCACGAAGUCUCUUUGGAUACCUUUUCAUUAAUGUUCACGUAUAUGCUUACAAAUUGCGUGACGUUUUUGAAGACGAAAGAGAAAUUUAUCGGUCAACAAAUGUGACUUUCCAUCCUGACUACGAUGGCAACAAUUUUCUGAAUGAUGUUGCCCUUAUACGUCUCCCAGUGACUUUAGAUGUUGGAAACCGUCCAUAUUCUCUUGCAACACUUCCUGAAGCUUCUGAUCUACUUCUUACUGGGACUGAAGGCAAACUAGUUGGAUGGGGAAUGUUAGACUAUAAAGAUGACAACGCAGCAGAAUUCAAACAUGAACAGACAAUGACAGUUCUUUCAGAUGAAUAUUGCCGACAAGCGUAUCCUGGAAAAUGGAAUGAAAUGAGUACAUAUGAAGGUCGUGUGUGUAUUGUUAAACCGUUCGGAAAGAAUUGCGUUAGUGAUGUUGGGUCUCCAUUCUUCAUCGAUGGUGUUCUAUAUGGAUUGCAAUCUUUUGGACAAAAUGAAGCAUGCGAUGAAGCUUAUCCUAAUGGAAUUCAAGAAAUAAGACAUCAUCGUGAUUGGAUUUUAUCAAACAUAGCUUGA
This is a messenger RNA of Clunio marinus, 777 nucleotides long. NCBI's taxonomy places the organism in Eukaryota, Metazoa, Arthropoda, Insecta, Diptera, Chironomidae. The record is from the annotation of a GenBank genome assembly.